Molecule: messenger RNA, 1017 nt
Organism: Sciurus carolinensis (gray squirrel)
Lineage: Eukaryota; Metazoa; Chordata; Mammalia; Rodentia; Sciuridae
Product: membrane cofactor protein-like
Exons: 1
Coding region: 1-1017 (338 amino acids)
Biological process (GO): negative regulation of complement activation, classical pathway
Cellular component (GO): cell surface
Source: RefSeq, a predicted model, not a curated record
AUGCCUACCCAGCACCGCCAGAGUCUCUUUCCAUCCCAGUCUUUCUUCUGGAUCCUUCUGGUGGCCCUUGUGUUCCUGCUGUGUCCAUCCUCUGAUGCCUGCGGUGAGCCACCAACGUUUGAAACAAUGCAGCUCACUGGCCAACCUAAGCCGCGUUACGAGGUCGGGGAGCAAGUAGAUUACGAAUGUAAACCAGGAUACAAACGGAAGCUUUCUUCCUCCACGUCUACUUCUUGUGGUGAGGAUGGCACAUGGUCUUCUCUUUCAAAUGAUGCUUGUUCUAAAAAAUCAUGUCCAAUUCAACCAGAUCCUGUUAAUGGCCAAGUAAACCUCCUUAAUGGAAGUUUUGAGUUUGGUACACAAGUCAAAUUUGUUUGUAAUGAGGGUUUUUACUUAAUUGGUAAGCAAAUUCUACGUUGUCAGCUUAGAGGAUCAGAUGUGCGUUGGAGCGGGAGUCCCCCACAAUGUGAAAAGAUUUUGUGUGAGCCACCUCCACAAAUAGAAAAUGGAAGAUACACCCCAGAAAAGGAUGUAUUUGAAUAUUCUGAAGUAGCAACUUAUAAUUGUAAUCCCAAUCCUGGAUCAGAUAAAUUUUCACUUAUUGGACAGAGUCAGAUUCAUUGUUCUGGCCCGGGACAAUGGAGUAGUGACCCUCCCCAGUGUAAGGUGGUCAAAUGUCCAUACCCAGUUAUUGAAAAUGGAAGACAGACAGCAGGAUUUGGAAGUAAACAUUACUAUGGUGCAACAGUUGAGUUUGAAUGCUUGAAGGGUUUUUACCUUCAUGGAAGCAACUUGGUUGUCUGUGGUAGUAAUGGUACUUGGCAACCCCCAAUUCCCACCUGUUCUAAAGAGACACUUCCUACCAGUACAAAACCUCCUACCAGUGAAAAACCUACCUCUACAAAAUCUCCAACUACUUCAGGAAAACCCACUUCAAAUGAAGGAUCACUUGAUCAUAAGGAUUUAGAUGAAUGGAUCCUUGCUUUGAUUGUUAUUACUUUGUUGGAGUUAGAGUAA